This is a messenger RNA of Castor canadensis (American beaver), 1062 nucleotides long. RefSeq names its product C-C motif chemokine receptor 8 (gene Ccr8). Gene Ontology annotation, molecular function: C-C chemokine binding; C-C chemokine receptor activity. Gene Ontology annotation, cellular component: external side of plasma membrane; membrane. The record is from RefSeq and is a predicted model, not a curated record. NCBI's taxonomy places the organism in Eukaryota, Metazoa, Chordata, Mammalia, Rodentia, Castoridae. Gene Ontology annotation, biological process: G protein-coupled receptor signaling pathway; immune response; cell chemotaxis.
AUGGAUUAUACCCUUGAGCCCAAUGUGACAGUGACUGACUACAACUAUCUCAGUGCCUUCCCAAGCCCCUGCGAUGGGGAACUUAUCCAGAGAGACAGCAAGCUGCUGCUGGCCGUACUCUACUGUCUUCUGUUUGUACUUGGACUUCUGGGAAACAGCCUGGUCAUCCUGGUCCUUGUGGCCUACAAGAAGCUGAGGAGCAUCACAGACAUAUACCUCUUGAACCUGGCCUUGUCUGACCUGCUCUUUGUCUUUUCCUUCCCCUUUCAGACCCACUAUCAGCUGGACCAGUGGGUGUUCGGGUCUGGCAUGUGCAAGGUGGUCUCUGGUCUUUACUACAUUGGCUUCUUCAGCAGCAUGUUCUUCAUCACUCUCAUGAGCAUGGACAGGUACCUGGCUGUCGUCCAUCCUGUGUAUGCCAUCAGAGUGAGGACAGUCAAAAUGGGCACAGCUCUGAGCCUGAUGGCGUGGCUGAUCAGUAUCCUGGCCACCAGCCCACUGGUGGUAUUUUACCAAGUGGCCUCUGAAGAUGGGGUUCUCCAGUGCUAUUCAUUUUACAGUCUACAGACUCUGAAGUGGAAGAUCUUCACCCACUUUGAGAUGAAUAUCUUAGGCCUGUUGAUCCCAUUCUCCAUCCUUCUUUUCUGCUACGUUAGCAUCCUGCUCCAGCUGAGGAGCUGCCAAAACCACAAAACCAAGGCCAUCAAGUUGGUGCUCAUUGUGGUCAGUGCGUCUUUACUCUUCUGGGUCCCAUUCAACGUGGUGCUCUUCCUCACGUCCCUGCAUGACAUGCAUGUCUUAGAUGGCUGCACCAUGAACCAGCGGCUGAUCUAUGCUACUCACAUCACUGAAACCAUUUCCUUCACUCACUGCUGUGUGAACCCCGUUAUCUAUGCUUUCAUGGGUGAGAAGUUCAAGAAACACCUGGCAGGUAUCUUUCAGAAAAGUUGUAGCCAUGUCUUCCUCUGCAUAGGAAGACAAAUGCCCCAGAAUGUUUGGGAAAGGUCGCUGUCUUCCCAUCAGCGCUCCUCCCACUCCUCCAGCAUGGACUACGUCUUAUGA